Gallus gallus (chicken) is the source of this 2322-nucleotide messenger RNA. RefSeq names its product SRY-box 1 (gene SOX1). Lineage: Eukaryota; Metazoa; Chordata; Aves; Galliformes; Phasianidae. Gene Ontology annotation, molecular function: DNA-binding transcription factor activity, RNA polymerase II-specific; RNA polymerase II cis-regulatory region sequence-specific DNA binding. Gene Ontology annotation, biological process: regulation of DNA-templated transcription; anatomical structure morphogenesis; cell differentiation. The record is from RefSeq and is marked provisional.
CCGCAGAGCGCGGCAGGACGGGCACACGCCGGGCGCAGCACCGCGAAGCACCGCGCAGCCCCGCGCAGCCCCGCACCUGUUUGCGCGCCCCGCGCCCGGAGCGGCCCCCGGCAGCGGGAGGACGCCGGCAGCGCCGCCGCCGCCGCUCCUCGCAUGUGCGGUGCCUCCCCGCCGCCCGGCGCCGGAGGGAAGUGAGGAAGCCCCGUGAAUGUACAGCAUGAUGAUGGAGACGGACUUGCACUCGCCCGGCGGAGCCCCGGCGCCCGGCGGCGGCCUCUCGGGGCAGAGCGGCGCGGGCGGCGGCGGCGGCGGCGGCGGCGGCGGCGGGGGCAAAGCGGGGCAGGACCGCGUGAAGCGCCCCAUGAACGCCUUCAUGGUGUGGUCGCGGGGGCAGCGGCGGAAGAUGGCCCAGGAGAAUCCCAAGAUGCACAACUCGGAGAUCAGCAAGCGGCUGGGCGCCGAGUGGAAGGUGAUGUCGGAGGCCGAGAAGCGGCCUUUCAUCGACGAGGCGAAGCGGCUGCGGGCGCUGCACAUGAAGGAGCACCCGGAUUAUAAAUACCGGCCCCGGCGGAAGACCAAGACGCUGCUCAAGAAGGACAAGUACUCGCUGGCCGGAGGGCUGCUGGGCGCCGGCCCAGCCGCGGGCGGCCCUCCCGCCGUCGGCGUGGGCAUGGGCGUCGGCGUGAGCCCCGGCGGAGUCGGGCAGCGGCUGGAGAGCCCCGGCGGGGCGGCGGGCGGCGGCUACGCGCACAUGAACGGGUGGGCCAACGGCGCCUACCCGGGCUCGGUGGCGGCGGCGGCGGCGGCGGCGGCGAUGAUGCAGGAGGCGCAGCUCGCCUACGGGCAGCACCCGGGCGGCGGGGGGCACCCGCACCACCCGCACCCGCACCACCCGCACCACCCGCACAACCCGCAGCCCAUGCACCGCUACGACAUGGGCGCGCUGCAGUACAGCCCCAUCUCCAACUCGCAGGGCUACGUGAGCGCCUCGCCCUCGGGCUACGGCGCGCUGCCCUACGGCUCGCAGCCCCACCAGAACUCGGCGGCCGCGGCGGCGGCGGCGGCGGCGGCGGCGGCCGCCUCGUCGGGCGCGCUGGGCGCGCUGGGCUCGCUCGUCAAGUCGGAGCCCAGCGUGAGCCCGCCCGUCACCUCGCACUCGCGGGCCCCGUGCCCCGGGGACCUGCGGGAGAUGAUCAGUAUGUACUUACCGGGCGGCGAGGGAGGCGACCCGGCGGCCGCCGCCGCCCAGAGCCGCCUGCACUCCCUGCCCCAGCACUACCAGAGCGCCAGCACGGGGGUCAACGGCACCGUCCCCUUGACGCACAUCUGAGCGGCCCCGGAGCGGCCCCGGAGCGGCCCCGGAGCGGCGCGGAGGGCCCCGGCCCGGGCCCCGCAGGACUGCGGCCCCGCCGCCGCCCCGCGCCCGCCGCCCCCCUUCGUUUUUGCCUUUCAUUCCGCUCCUUCCCGCCCUCCCCCUCCCUCCUUCCUUUUUUUGUUUUGUUUUGUUUUGUUUUUCUUUUCUUCCUUUUUGUACAGAAAUGUUUUGAUGUUCUUGUAAUAAUAAUAAAUAAUAAUAAUAAUAAUAACGAGAGAGAGAGAAAAAGAAGGUGACGGUGGCUUUACUGACCUUUUUGUUUUUAGGAGGACCAGAUCCCGGGACUAGUUUUAGACUGAACUUCUGUGUUUUAUCGAGACUUUUUGUACAGUAUUUAUCAUUCACCCCAGAGACACAGAGCGUUUAUUUGCAAAAGAGGAGAGAGAGAGGAUUAAAAAACAAAAACAAACAAACAAAAAAAGACGGCGACGAAAAGACAAAACCAUCGCCGCUGACACCCAAAGUUCGGGCGGUGCCAACUUUCGGGCUGCGCUUCGUCCCGCACCGCCUCACUGCAAACGGAGCCGACGGGGAGCGGUGCUCGUUCCUUCCUCGCACACCCCAAAACAGCACCACGAGUUUCCGUAGAUGUUCUCGCGCUUUUCCUUUUUGCUUGGGUUAUUUCGGUUGCUUUAUUUAUACAACUUUUUCUUCUUCUUCCUUUCUUCCCGAGGUUGCAACGUUUGCUUGAUUUUUUUUUUUAUUUUAUUUUUUUUUUCUGGGUUAUGUGAAACUUUACUGUAUCUGCAUCAUUUCGGUUUGUUUUCCUCCCCCCCCCCCCCCCCCCUUUUUUUUUUUUUUUACAUUUUUUUGUAUCAUCUCGUGUAAAUGCAUUGUGAAAUAAUUUUUAUCUAGGCGUGACGAGGGAACCCAGACUGUACAUAGUUUACUAAAAAGCCUUUCUGCUAAACAGAAACCCGAAGGAUGCGUUCCAUUUUGAGUUAAAU